AUGCCGGCGGUGCCGGACUGCCCCUGGAGCAGGAUUCUGCAGGCUGCCGGCAGUGCCGGACUAUCCCUGGAGCAGGAUUCUGCCGGCACGCCGGCAGUGCCGGACUGCCCCCUGGAGCAGGAUUCUGCCGGCUGCCGGCAUGCCGGCGGUGCCGGACUGCCCCUGGAGCAGGAUUCUGCAGGCUGCCGGCAGUGCCGGACUAUCCCUGGAGCAGGAUUCUGCCGGCACGCCGGCAGUGCCGGACUGCCCCUGGAGCAGAAUUCUGCAGGCUGCCGGCAGUGCCGGACUACCCCUGGAGCAGGAUUCUGCCGGCACGCCGGCAGUGCCGGACUGCCCCUUCUGCAGAAUUCUGCAGGCUGCCGGCAGCGCCGGACUACCCCUGGAGCAGGAUUUGUCGGCACGCCGGCAGUGCCGGACUGCCCCUGGAGCAGGAUUCUGCAGGCUGCCGGCAGUGCCGGACUACCCCUGGAGCAGGAUUUGCCGGCACGCCGGCAGUGCCGGACUACCCCUGGAGCAGGAUUUGCCGGCACGCCGGCAGUGCCGGACUACCCCUGGAGCAGGAUUCUGCCGGCACGCCGGCAGUGCCGGACUGCCCCCUGGAGCAGGAUUCUGCCGGCUGCCGGCAUGCCGGCGGUGCCGGACUGCCCCUGGAGCAGGAUUCUGCAGGCUGCCGGCAGUGCCGGACUAUUUUCCUGGAGCAGGAUUCUGCCGGCACGCCGGCAGUGCCGGACUGCCCCCUGGAGCAGGAUUCUGCCGGCUGCCGGCAUGCCGGCGGUGCCGGACUGCCCCUGGAGCAGGAUUCUGCAGGCUGCCGGCAGUGCCGGACUAUCCCUGGAGCAGGAUUCUGCCGGCACGCCGGCAGUGCCGGACUGCCCCUGGAGCAGAAUUCUGCAGGCUGCCGGCAGCGCCGGACUGCCCCUGGAGCAGGAUUCUGCAGGCUGCCGGCAGUGCCGGACUACCCCUGGAGCAGGAUUUGUCGGCACGCCGACAGUGCCGGACUACCCCUGGAGCAGGAUUCUGCCGGCAUGCCGGCGGUGCCGGACUGCCCCGGACGCAGACACGAGACAGUUUUUGGACAGCAGUGGACUCGAGAACAUCUGCAACAGCGCAAUUGUGACGUUUGCCAUUGAUGGUUGA
Molecule: messenger RNA, 1137 nt
Organism: Coccomyxa subellipsoidea C-169
Lineage: Eukaryota; Viridiplantae; Chlorophyta; Trebouxiophyceae; Coccomyxaceae
Exons: 1
Coding region: 1-1137 (378 amino acids)
Source: RefSeq, a predicted model, not a curated record